This is a messenger RNA of Brassica oleracea var. oleracea, 2061 nucleotides long. RefSeq names its product trihelix transcription factor GT-2-like. NCBI's taxonomy places the organism in Eukaryota, Viridiplantae, Streptophyta, Magnoliopsida, Brassicales, Brassicaceae. The record is from RefSeq and is a predicted model, not a curated record. The coding region runs from base 199 to 1866 and encodes 555 amino acids. The transcript is spliced from 2 exons.
AGAGAUUACACUACUCUUCUUCCUCAUGUAAACUCUCUCUCUCUCUCUCUCUCUAUACCAUUCUUUUCCCUUUCUUCUAUGAAUUUUGAUUUUUCCCCUUUUUAAUUUUAAUUUUUUCAUUUCUGUAACUUCUCGUCAAAGACAGAGAGGGGGAAAAUACAAAAGAAGUGAAUAAAUAUAAAAAAAAAAACUAAAACGAUGGAGUUUGGUGGUGGUACUACUACAACCGCAUCCACAACAUCAGAGGCGCCGCGACCGCCACAAUCCAACGAUGCGGCCGCCACCACAGAAGCUGCGGCAGCGGCAGCAACGGUUGGAGCGUUCGAGGUGUCGGAGGAGAUGAACGACCGUGGUGGAUUCGGAGGAAACCGGUGGCCGCGGCAGGAAACGGUUGCGCUGCUGAAAAUACGAUCUGACAUGGGAAUAGCGUUUCGAGACGCUAGCGCUAAAGGUCCCUUGUGGGAAGAGGUUUCCAGGAAAAUGGGGGAACUUGGUUACAUAAGAAACGCAAAGAAAUGCAAAGAGAAAUUCGAAAAUGUUUACAAAUACCACAAACGAACCAAAGAAGGUCGUACCGGUAAACCCGAAGGCAAAACUUAUCGCUUCUUUGAUCAGUUAGAAGCUCUCGAGACUCAUCAUCAUCAACAACACCAACCACCUCAACCGCAAACGCAACCGCCUCUACGACCUCACAACAACAACAGCUCCAUGUUCUCCACUCCUCCUCCGGUAACAACAACUAUUAUCCCCCCGACAACUACACCUUCGUUUCCAAACAUCUCCGGAGACUUCCCCUCGGAUAAUUCGACAUCUUCUUCCUCUUCUUACUCCACUUCCUCCGACGUGGACAUUGGCGGCGGAGGAAGGAAGAAGAAGAGGAAGAGGAAGUGGAAGGAGUUUUUCGAGAGGCUUAUGAAACAGGUCGUUGAUAAGCAAGAGGAGCUUCAGCGUCAGUUCUUGGAAGCUGUUGACAAGCGCGAGCGCGAGAGAUUGGUUAGAGAAGAGUCUUGGAGAGCUCAAGAGAUCGCGAGGAUCAACCGCGAACGCGAGAUCUUGGCUCAAGAACGCUCCAUGUCCGCGGCGAAAGACUCCGCGGUCAUGGCAUUUCUCCACAAGUUUUCGGAGAAACCUACCGUGCCACCGCAACCGCAACCGCAGGUUAAUAACAACAACAAUCAGCAGCAAACGUCCCAAACGCCUCAAACGCCCCAACCGCCGCCUCCUCCACUUCCGCAGCCGGCCUUAGACACUGCGAAAACGGACAAUGGCGAUCAGAUCAUGACAACUCCGGCGUCUGCUUCCUCGUCUCGGUGGCCGAAAGUGGAGAUAGAGGCGUUGAUAAAGCUGAGGACGAAUCUCGAUUCAAAGUAUCUAGAGAACGGACCAAAAGGACCGUUGUGGGAAGAGAUAUCAGCGGGGAUGAGGAGGCUAGGAUUCAACAGGAACUCAAAGAGAUGCAAAGAGAAGUGGGAAAACAUAAACAAAUACUUCAAGAAAGUGAAGGAGAGCAACAAGAAACGCCCUCAAGACUCCAAGACUUGUCCUUACUUCCACCAGCUUGAUGCUUUAUAUAGAGAGAGGAACAAGUUCCAAACCACCACCAACAUCAAUGUAGCUUCGUCUUCCUCAACUAAACCGGAUAAUUCGGUUCCUUUGAUGGUCCAACCGGAACAGCAAUGGCCUCCUGCAACUGAUCAUCCUCCUCCUGGUGCUCCUGCUCAGCCGUUGGAUCAGAGCUUUGAUGAUGAAGAAGGCACAGAUGAAGAAGACUAUGAUGAUGAGGAAGAGGACGAAGAGAAUGAAGAAGAAGAAGGUGAGUUUGAGCUAGUGCCGAGCAAUGAUAACAAGACGACGAAUAAUGUGUGACGAGGAUAAUGGUUCAGGGUUCGAACAGGAUUGGUGGUGAAAGAUUUAGUAAUCUUAAUUUUAAGUUUUGAUACAGAAGAUGAGAAUUUAAAUAUUGGAUGGGGGUGCCUUUUUUAUUAUCUUUGAUUUUUAAGUUAUACUGAGAAAAAGAAAUUGAGUGAGUUUAAAAAUAAAUAAAUGUGAUUAUUAUUUUUU